Molecule: messenger RNA, 1068 nt
Organism: Siniperca chuatsi (mandarin fish)
Lineage: Eukaryota; Metazoa; Chordata; Actinopteri; Centrarchiformes; Sinipercidae
Exons: 5
Coding region: 290-1006 (238 amino acids)
Biological process (GO): N-acylphosphatidylethanolamine metabolic process
Cellular component (GO): cytoplasm
Molecular function (GO): glycerophospholipid phospholipase A1 activity; A2-type glycerophospholipase activity
Source: RefSeq, a predicted model, not a curated record
ACUAUAUUAAUCAAAUUUUACUUUGCUUUUAGGAGCUGGCUUAUGUCAAGAAAAUCCCCUAGGUGACCUCGAGCAAAAGGCAGUUACACCAGUAGAGUUUGACAAUGGUGACCAGUAGAAGACUAUGUUUACUGGGCAAAUCCCAACUGUGAAUAUGAUGAAUUGUGUAAGUGGGAGAGGGGGUAUUGGUCAUAACAAAUGUGUGCCUAGCUAAACAAAGGUAGUGUGAAUACAAGAGUUGAUAAGUGUUAUCCCUUCGCUGUAGAUUGGAGCAUUCAAAUGAAUCUACAUGGGCUGGACAAAGAUGCAAUAUUAUCAGGUGCAUUGUUCUGAAUUGUAUUUAAGAAGAUGCCAUCCUCUGUUUCAACAGGCUUCCUCUGUCUCACUGAAGAUGGUUUCCACUGCUGGAAAAAUGAGGAAUCUGAUUGUGUUUGUGGUGAUCCUUCAGCUGACAAUCACAACAGAAAGUAAUGGUGAAUUUAAGUUUGGAGAUAUAAUUGCCUUCCCACGUGAGCUUAAAUGUCCCUGCAAAACCUUUACCUAUAAGCACUAUGCUGUAUAUGUGGGUCCAAAAGAAAUGGAUGGUAAAAACAAGGAGCACAACAUAUUUCAACGCACAGGUCCGGUCAUAAGAUUGUUGCCAAAGCCGAGUCUUUCCGACUGUAUUUUCGAUACACUCAACACAGCAGAGACACACAUGAAAGACAACUACCUUGACACGCAUCCAAAAUUCAAAGUUGGAUCUGAAGACGAAAUAGCUGCACGAAUCACAGAGAAGCGUGGAAAAUGUGGAGUCUAUGGUCCCCGUGCCAACAACUGUGAACACCUUGCUACCUAUGUGCGCUAUGGAGUGUCGAUUUCACUGCAGCUCAACCAGGAUGCUGCAAAACACUGCAUAAAUGAUCCCACCCUCGAUAUUCAAGAAAUACGGAAGAUAAUAGGACCUGAUCCAGAGACAGCAUGUGAUACUUUGUGCUCCAAAGAACCCAACAGGGGUCCCGGUUAACAAGUGUCUUCCCAAUCCUGUCAGGCUGUGGCCUUUCCUCACGACAUGAGGUCUUAUUUGAA